GGGCUCAGCCAGCAGUGUUCACCAGCUUGCCUAGGAUGGGGUCUGCCACCCCCAUACGGUCCAUAUGUCGCUACUGUGGGAACUACAUCGUCACAGUGACCAGCCCGGUCCCAGGGGUUCUCACCUGGCUGUUGUGUACCAGCCUCUUUGUGUUUGGGUGCGUCCUGGGAUGCUGCUUCCUCCCCUUCUGUGUGGACAGUUUGAUGGACGUGAAGCACACGUGCCCCGUGUGCCGGCAAGAGCUCUUCCGCUACCAUCGCCUGUGA
Molecule: messenger RNA, 266 nt
Organism: Neomonachus schauinslandi (Hawaiian monk seal)
Lineage: Eukaryota; Metazoa; Chordata; Mammalia; Carnivora; Phocidae
Gene: LITAFD
Product: LITAF domain containing
Exons: 3
Coding region: 36-266 (76 amino acids)
Biological process (GO): regulation of cytokine production
Molecular function (GO): zinc ion binding
Source: RefSeq, a predicted model, not a curated record